This is a messenger RNA of Ophidiomyces ophidiicola, 2109 nucleotides long. RefSeq names its product vacuolar protein sorting-associated protein 1 (gene VPS1). Gene Ontology annotation, molecular function: microtubule binding; GTP binding; GTPase activity. Gene Ontology annotation, cellular component: microtubule; peroxisome; cytoplasm. The transcript is spliced from 8 exons. Lineage: Eukaryota; Fungi; Ascomycota; Eurotiomycetes; Onygenales; Onygenaceae. The record is from RefSeq and is a predicted model, not a curated record. Bases 1 to 2109 code for a protein of 702 amino acids. Gene Ontology annotation, biological process: peroxisome organization.
AUGGCGACACCGACUGGCUAUUCCAUAAACGUCAACGAUCCCUCGCUCAUCUCGCUCGUGAAUAAGCUUCAGGAUGUAUUCACGACAGUUGGAGUCCAAAACCCCAUAGAUUUACCACAGAUCGUUGUCGUGGGCUCGCAGUCGAGUGGAAAGAGUUCAGUUUUAGAAAAUAUCGUUGGAAGAGACUUUCUCCCUAGAGGUUCUGGCAUUGUCACUCGACGACCACUGGUGCUGCAGUUGAUCAACAGGCCUGCUCUCGUAAAGACACAAGCGAACGGUGUCAAGGAAGAAGAGAAGCAACUCGAAACUACUGAUAAGGAGUCGAAUCUUGACGAAUAUGGCGAAUUCCUACAUAUUCCCGGCCAGAAGUUCUACGACUUCAAUAAAAUUCGAGAGGAAAUCGUGAGAGAGACCGAGGCAAAAACUGGACGGAAUGCUGGCAUCUCUCCUCAGCCGAUCAAUCUACGAAUUUACUCACCAAACGUCUUGACGCUGACCUUGGUUGACUUGCCUGGCCUUACCAAAGUGCCUGUUGGGGACCAGCCGAAGGAUAUCGAGAAACAAAUAAGAGAUAUGGUGUUAAAACAUAUCAGCAAGCCAAAUGCGAUCAUUCUUGCUGUCACAGCCGCUAACCAGGAUCUCGCCAACUCCGACGGUUUAAAAUUGGCUCGUGAAGUCGAUCCGGAAGGCCAACGGACAAUUGGUGUUCUCACCAAAGUUGACCUGAUGGAUGCAGGAACGGAUGUGGUGGACAUCCUUGCUGGCAGAAUUAUUCCGCUCCGACUUGGCUACGUCCCAGUGGUGAACAGAGGUCAGCGUGAUAUCGAAAAUAAGCGGCCAAUAUCAUAUGCUCUGGAGCAUGAAAAGAACUUCUUUGACAACCACAAGGCGUAUCGCAGCAAGUCUUCGUACUGUGGUACUCCGUAUUUGGCGAGAAAGUUGAAUUUGAUUUUGAUGAUGCAUAUCAAACAAACCCUCCCAGAUAUCAAGGCCCGAAUUGCUUCUUCACUACAAAAAUAUACUUCAGAGUUGGGCCAACUCGGAGACUCGAUUCUAGGAAAUAGUGCAAAUAUCGUCCUCAAUAUCAUUACGGAAUUUUCUAACGAGUACCGGACCGUCUUGGAGGGUAAUAACCAGGAGCUCUCGAGCAUCGAGCUAUCCGGUGGUGCUCGUAUCAGCUUUGUUUUCCACGAGCUCUAUUCCAACGGUGUCAAGGCAGUGGAUCCAUUCGACCAAGUAAAGGAUAUUGAUAUUCGCAUCAUCCUUUACAACUCGUCUGGUUCAUCUCCUGCUCUGUUUGUCGGAACUACUGCUUUUGAGCUGAUUGUGAAACAACAAAUCCGAAGACUUGAGGAACCUAGCUUAAAAUGUGUCUCCCUCGUUUAUGACGAACUGGUGCGGAUUUUAGGUCAAUUGUUGAACAAGCAGCCCUUCCGUAGAUAUCCCCAGCUUAAGGAAAAGUUCCAUAACGUUGUGAUAGCUUACUUCAAGAAGGCCAUGGAGCCCACCAACAAGCUUGUGAGAGACCUCGUGUCGAUGGAAUCGUGCUAUGUCAAUACAGGACACCCCGACUUUUUAUCUGGACACAGGGCUAUGGCCAUUGUUCAAGAACGACAAAAUUCGAGCAAGCCCACCCAAGUUGAUCCGAAAACGGGAAAGCCGCUUCCUAUUUCUCAGCAGCCGCCACGCUCUGCAAGCCCGUCCCUUGACAUGUCUGACGGUAAUUCUGGCUUUUUCGGGAGCUUCUUCGCCUCCAAGAACAAGAAGAAGAUGGCCGCGAUGGAACCGCCACCACCAACGCUUAAAGCCUCUGGCGCUCUAUCCGAAAAGGAGAAUGCUGAAGUUGAAGUUAUUAAACUCCUCAUUAGCUCUUACUACAAUAUUGUGAAGCGGACCAUGAUUGAUAUGGUUCCCAAAGCAAUUAUGCUUAACCUUGUGCAGUUUACAAAGGAUGAGAUGCAGCGGGAACUUCUAGGGAACAUGUAUAAGACAGAGGAGCUUGACGAUCUACUACGCGAAAGUGAAUACACCAUCCGACGUCGGAAGGAGUGCCAGCAGAUGGUCGAGAGCUUGUCAAAGGCAAGUGAAAUUGUCAGUCAGGUCCAAUAA